GGUGUUGUAGGGAGGGAACAUCUGUCGAUGGUGUCAGAUACGACGUGGGGGUCUGGGGGGCCGGAGGAAUUGGCGAUGGUUGGUGAUGCUUGUGUUGACGGCGUUGCUGCUGCUGCUGCUGCUGCUGCUGCUGCUGGCGAUGAAGCGGAUCUAUACACACUCAUGAGACAGAAUGGGAGACCGCUCGGAGAGUAUCUGUCUGCUGCGGAGCAGAUCAGGGCCCGGUUUCUGCUACGAAUGCCGGAGGGGGAAGUUAUCCGGGCUUUUGUACGGGGCUUUGAUGAUCUGGGGGUGCAGGUUCAGGUCGAGAGGGAUAUGAGUCUGGGGGGCGGGUCCUCGUGGGAUGAGGUGAGGGGUGUGGUGGAGCAGGUCAUCCGGAGAAUCACCGGUGGUGAUGAUGGCGAGGGAGAGAAGACGGCGAACGAAAGACUAGCUCAUGGCGUUGACCAGACGACUGUCAAUGUCCGCAAGCCGCGAAGGCCAAGGAGAUCCAUACCCAUUGUUCCGGCGGAUGAAGAGGACUCUGAGUUCAUGGCGGCGAUGAUGCGUCCGCAUUGA
This is a messenger RNA of Aspergillus heteromorphus CBS 117.55, 558 nucleotides long. RefSeq lists its product as uncharacterized. Lineage: Eukaryota; Fungi; Ascomycota; Eurotiomycetes; Eurotiales; Aspergillaceae. Bases 28 to 558 code for a protein of 176 amino acids. The record is from RefSeq and is a predicted model, not a curated record. The transcript has a single exon.